AUGAACAACUUGACAGAGCAUGACAGUGAUGAAAAAAAUGAUGGUGACGGAAAAGGCAAUGGUCAGGAUGAUGAUAGUGAAGAUGAAGUCAAUCCCAGAACAAAGGAAAACACAGUCAUGGUAGAAAGCACAAAAACACCCCAAAAACAAAGGAAUGUGAAGAAGCCAAGAACCUCUGAACGACCAAGCACAAAAACACCCCAAAAACAAAGCAAUGUGAUGAAGAAGCCAAGAACCUCGGAACGACGCAAGAAUUUCAUUCGACUUCCAAGAAAAGCAAACCCAAACCGAAUCCAAAAUCUUACACAAGUCAUGCAAGUUGUUGGUGAUUACAAAGCAGCAAGAGAACAAUUGAACAAUGGUUGUAAGGGUCCAAGACAUGCUGCAAUGGAGAUUGAGGAGGAGUUACCAAAAUGGGAAGCACAAUUGGCCAAAUUGUGGACGAAAAAGAAUGAAAAGUUAGGCCUGUCAGGCCUGAUGAAUGAUGGCAAACGUCCAAGGAGCAAUAGUGAAGGAAGUGAUGAGCUAAUUAGUUCUUUUGCUAAGAAACCACGAGAAGGUGAAGCCCAAGAGGAAGAAGAAGACAAAACAAAAGAAAACCAAGAAGAAGAAAAGGAGGCCAGGGAAGGUAGUGAAGUUUCGGAGAAGAAUGACCAGCCUGCAGAUAUGAUGCAGGUUGAUGGCGAUGACAAUACUGAAUGA
This is a messenger RNA of Seminavis robusta, 702 nucleotides long. The record is from the annotation of a GenBank genome assembly. NCBI's taxonomy places the organism in Eukaryota, Bacillariophyta, Bacillariophyceae, Naviculales, Naviculaceae.